AAGCAUCCUUGUCGUUUAUUAGUUCGCGCGCAUUUCCGGCAACGAGUGCACAUGGUUGACAGCCAAAAUUUUGCUAAAUACACAUUGGUUUCGGUUGAGCAGUGAUGGAUCAAAUCCCGGCCGCCAUGGAUCGGCACUUGGACGUGAUUCAGUGUCGCAAAGAUGGAGGGAUUCUGCUGGGAGCGUCCGGAUUAACAGGGAGGUACUGGUAUGGAUCCCUAUGGUACUACUCAAAUCCAGAUGGUGCUCCAGAUGUGGAGAAGUGUACAGCUGGAGUUCAGCUGGAGGCCGGAUUCAAGGAGGCUGUUUGGCUGGAUGACACAAAAGUCCUGGUGGGAUUAGACACGGGUGGCAUUGCCGUAUGGGAGUUGGUGGAUAAUUUACACACAUUUGUCCACUUGAGUGGAGCGGUGGAACAUGAUGACCUUGUGACCUCAGUAGCUGUGGUCAGUGGAGGAAAGAAGGCUGUCUCGUGUGGAGCAGACAGAUGUGUCAAAGUCUGGGAUUUAGAAAACAUGCACUCCACAAAUACCUAUAGAGCUCACCCUGAUGUGGUGGAGUGUGUAAGCUGUCAUCCAACAGAACCAGCUUUGUUUCUGUCAUGUUCUGCGGAUGGCAGUGUAUUUCUUUGGGACACACGUAAAUCCAGACCUGUGACAGAUAUAGGUGGGUUCCCUCCCUUUGUAGUUCCCGUAGCUAGAGUAGAUACCUCCCCCCUUCAACAUUCCCCCAAACAAGUUGUAUGGCAACCUGAGUCACACAAUUUUGCUGUCGGUGGGGAAUGUGGUCAGGUGGUUGUCAAGGAUACCAGGAAAGCUGUGGGAGCAACGUUGUCUUUCAGCUGCCAUUCUCGAGCAGUCACAAAAUUAUCAUUCUGCAAAGAAAAUCCGAGUCUUUUAGCCUCAGCUUCAGAAGAUUGUACAGCUGUAGUGAUGUCCAUAGACAAGGAGACUGGUCGACAAAUAUUCAGGGACACAACACACACAGAUUUCGUGACCGGACUAAGCUGGCAAGGAAGUGAGAAGCUCUAUAGCUGUGGAUGGGACUCGAAAGUGAAAAAACACUGUGUUUCUAAUUGUGAACAAACUUCAGAGGACUGUGUUGUUGUCAAAAUGGAGACGGACAGUAUAGCUAAUGAUAGUGUUAAAAAGAUAGCCAACAUUUCACUAGUUUGUAAUGGGAAUGGUGCUGAAGUGGAAUCCACAUGAUGUGAAUCUACCUCGUUAUACAUGUACUUGUGUUCUCGUGAUUAGAAUUUCUUGCAAAAGAAUCAAAAUUGUCACAGGUUCUACUCAAUUUAUUAGUUGUUGUAUUUUUGAAAAUUCUUCACAGCAAGUUUUUGAUGUGGCAUAUGCUUGUUGUGGUGUUUUACAUGUGUUAAGUCGUUUUCAUAAAAGAAUCUCGAAAAUUCAAUUUUCAUUGAGUAUGUUGAGUAUCAUAUCAUUAUUGAAAAAUAAAUACAAAGGAUACCAUAUUGGACUGUAAA
This is a messenger RNA of Saccostrea echinata, 1486 nucleotides long. RefSeq names its product methylosome protein WDR77-like. Bases 105 to 1208 code for a protein of 367 amino acids. The transcript is spliced from 9 exons. Gene Ontology annotation, cellular component: methylosome. NCBI's taxonomy places the organism in Eukaryota, Metazoa, Mollusca, Bivalvia, Ostreida, Ostreidae. Gene Ontology annotation, biological process: oocyte axis specification. Gene Ontology annotation, molecular function: protein binding. The record is from RefSeq and is a predicted model, not a curated record.